AAAAACAUUCACCCAUUCAACGGCCCUACCGACAAGCAAUUCCUUUCCAAUCCAAUCCAAAGCAUUUACUCUGUAUUACUUUGCGCCAAAGAAAUAAAGUACACACACACACACACACACAAAAUGGAGGCUACCACGCGCCUCACCGUCCUGAUCUCCGGCAACGGCACCAACCUGCAAGCCGUCAUCGACAGCAUCCAAGCCAAACAGCUGCCCGCGACGAUCGCCAGAGUGAUAUCCAACAGGAAAGAUGCCUUCGGCCUCGAGCGCGCCACACGCGCGGGCAUCCCGACGCUCUACCACAACCUAUUAAAAUACAAGAAAGCGCACCCGCCGACGGAAGAAGGCGUGCGGGCCGCGAGGGAAGAGUACGACGCGGAAUUGGCGAGGUUGGUGCUGGCUGAUUCGCCGGAGCUGGUGGUGUGUCUGGGCUUCCUGCACAUCCUGUCAAGAACGUUCUUGGAGCCGCUGGCGAAGGCUGGUGUGGAGAUCAUCAAUCUGCAUCCGGCGCUGCCGGGGCAGUUUAAUGGCGCACAUGCAAUUGAACGCGCGCACGCGGCGUGGUUGGAAGGAAAGAUUGACAAGACCGGAGUCAUGAUUCACAAAGUUAUUGCGGAGGUAGACAUGGGCACGCCUCUGCUUGUGAGGGAAAUACCGUUUAUCAAAGGAGUUGACGAAGACCUGGAAGCACUGGAGAAGAGAAUACACGAGAUAGAGUGGAAGGUAGUCGUGGAAGGGGUUCAAAUUGCUAUAGACGAGAUACGAGGGAAGAACAAGUCGGCGGGCACGUCGUAAAGAUGAA
Messenger RNA from Coccidioides immitis RS, 802 nucleotides. RefSeq names its product phosphoribosylglycinamide formyltransferase. Lineage: Eukaryota; Fungi; Ascomycota; Eurotiomycetes; Onygenales; Onygenaceae. Gene Ontology annotation, molecular function: phosphoribosylglycinamide formyltransferase activity. Gene Ontology annotation, cellular component: cytoplasm. The coding region runs from base 124 to 795 and encodes 223 amino acids. The record is from RefSeq and is a predicted model, not a curated record. Gene Ontology annotation, biological process: 'de novo' IMP biosynthetic process. The transcript has 2 exons.